Pteronotus mesoamericanus is the source of this 5256-nucleotide messenger RNA. RefSeq names its product cell division cycle 14B (gene CDC14B). Lineage: Eukaryota; Metazoa; Chordata; Mammalia; Chiroptera; Mormoopidae. Bases 238 to 1584 code for a protein of 448 amino acids. Gene Ontology annotation, molecular function: protein tyrosine/serine/threonine phosphatase activity; protein tyrosine phosphatase activity; protein serine/threonine phosphatase activity. The record is from RefSeq and is a predicted model, not a curated record. The transcript has 14 exons. Gene Ontology annotation, biological process: microtubule cytoskeleton organization; regulation of exit from mitosis; protein dephosphorylation. Gene Ontology annotation, cellular component: cytoplasm; nucleolus; mitotic spindle.
UCACCGCUCCUUUUGGGGCCGUCUGAGAAGUUUUGAACUUCCUGGGUUGACUCGCCCCGGUAUGCGAGGGAGUGGGUGGCCGAGGGCGAGGCUGUUUCCACUGCCUGGGCGCGGCCCUUUAAACUUUUUGUUUUUUAAACUUCGGGGGUGUGGUUGAGGCGUCUCCUCUCUCUGCGGCUGGUUGUUCUCUGGCCGUCCGGUCCUUCCCUCGUCCCGCCUUCCAGAUGCUUUGGAGUCAUGAGCCGGGAGGGCACAGGGACCCGCCUGGUGGCCGAGGUGAUCAAAGAUCGCCUUUGUUUUGCCAUUCUCUACAGCAGACCAAAGAGUUCAUCAAGUGUACAUUAUUUCAGCAUAGAUAAUGAACUUGAAUAUGAGAACUUCUACGCAGAUUUUGGACCACUCAAUCUGGCAAUGGUUUACAGAUAUUGUUGCAAGAUAAAUAAGAAAUUAAAGUCCCUUACAAUGAUAAGGAAGAAAAUUGUUCAUUUUACUGGCUCUGAUCAGAGAAAACAGGCAAACGCUGCUUUCCUCAUUGGAUGCUACAUGGUUAUAUAUCUGGGGAGAACUCCAGAAGAAGCAUAUAGAAUAUUAAUGUUUGGAGAUACAUCCUAUAUUCCUUUCAGAGAUGCUGCCUAUGGGAGCUGCAAUUUCUUCAUUACUCUUCUUGACUGUUUCCAUGCAGUGAAGAAGGCAAUGCAGUAUGGCUUCUUUAAUUUCAACUCAUUCAACCUUGAUGAAUAUGAAUACUAUGAAAAAGCAGAAAAUGGAGAUUUAAACUGGAUAAUACCGGGCCGAUUUAUUGCCUUCUGUGGACCUCAUUCAAGAACCAAACUUGAAAGUGGUUAUCACCAACAUUCUCCUGAGGCUUACAUUCCCUAUUUCAAGAAUCACAACGUUACUACCAUAAUUCGUCUGAAUAAAAGGAUGUAUAAUGCCAAACACUUUACAAAUGCUGGUUUCGAUCACUAUGAUCUUUUCUUUGCGGAUGGCAGCACCCCUACUGAUGCGAUCAUCAAAGAAUUUCUGGAUAUUUGUGAAAGUGCUGAGGGUGCCAUUGCGGUGCAUUGUAAAGCUGGCCUUGGGCGAACGGGUACUCUGAUAGCCUGCUACAUCAUGAAGCAUUACAGGAUGACAGCAGCCGAGACCAUUGCUUGGAUCCGAAUCUGUAGACCUGGCUCAGUGAUUGGGCCUCAGCAACAAUUUUUGGUGAUGAAACAGCCAAGCCUCUGGUUGGAAGGUGACUAUUUUCGUCAGAAGUUAAGGGGUCAGGAGAAUGGAAAACACAAAACAGCCGUCUCAAAACUCCUCUUGGCUGUUGAUGACAUUUCAAUCAAUGGUGUCGAGAAUCAAGACAAGCAAGAACCUGAACUGUACAGUGAUGACGACGAAAUCAAUGGAGUGACACAAGGUGAUAGACUCCGGGCCCUGAAAAGCAGAAGACAAUCAAAAACAAACGCUAUUCCCCUCACAUGUUCCCUAGCUGUGCUGACCUCUGCACUGUGUAGUGUUGUCAUCUGGUGGAUUAUCUGUGACUACAUUCUUCCCAUCGUGCUAUUCUGUCUCGAUGGUUUAAGAACACAGUAGCCAUCAGGACCCUUUGACCAAUAGCUGCUGUUCCCUCCAUUUCAAGGACUAAAACAGUCUUGCGUUAAGUAAAAACCUGUGACCAGAACUGAAAGAAGACUCUAGGAACAGAAAACUACAACAGGACUUAGCACAAUUUAUUUUGGAAACAAAACAAAAUUGCAAAAGCCUUAGCUGCUUUCCACCUAAGAAGUUUAUUCAAUGAAGAAAAUGUCCACUGGAGUUUAAAUAACUACGUGAGUCUGGGCACAAGGAAUGACUUCAAGACAGCCCAACUCUCCUUUUGUAGAAAUGUCUCAAGUUGAACAACAAAAAAGCUGUUGUAAAUUUAGUCUCAGGUGUAAAUAUCAAAGCCCUCUGUUAUCCAGAGGGCUGACUACUCUGUGUGGUGCAUGUGUGUCCCUGUGAUGGCAAUCAUUUUAGCUGCUGGCCUUCAGAGGAGUUACAGAUCUGAUGGAGGUUUUUUACCUAUUUAUUUCCUGUUCACCCUGUGUCAAAAUUUAUAAAUAUAAAACAGGCAUUACCGAAAUGGUACUCUCUGUAAUUUGAUACUAUUUGGUGUAAUCAUCUUCACUUUAAUAUUUGUGAUGUUGUUGUAAUGUUAAGUGUGUUAAGUACCCAAGCUGCUUGUCUUCCACCAAAGAGUGCUUUAUUACCAAGACUCUGUGAAAACCACAUUUGAAGACUCUUGCAUGUUGUGAUACGAAGUGGUAGCAGGUACACCGGUAAUGUAAAACUUGCCAGAGAAAAUCAAUAGUAGCUUUAGAAGAAGACUCAGGAGGAGAAACUGGCUUCAGAGUUGGAAGAUUGUUGUGAGUCAUCCCUUUUUAUGUCAUUUAGGGACUACUUGGUUGCCUAGUCAUACCGAUUCAAGUCAUAUUUCCUUCUGUGCAUGGGAAAAACCCACACUUUUCGGUGUGUCUCCUUUGAAACAGUAAUCCAAAAUAACAGUGACUUAAAAAAAUACAACUUACUGCUUUAUUAGGGUCUUUCUCUGUAGCAUUGUGGACUUUUUUGGUAAUGUGAUUAGCCCAAGGCCAUUCACACACCCUUUGAUUUCAGUGACAGUUAUUCACAUCCAGAUUUCAGUUGUUUGUACAUAAGACACUCACUGUUGCCUUUGGUUAGGGAAUCAACUCUUUGUAGAGUGCCUUCUUCCCCUACAGAAACACAGCAGAGUCUGUGAUGUAAAGCAAUCACCAAUACAGAGUUUAUUUGCUGCUAGGAAAAAUGGGGCCCAAAAUAAAAUAAGAUUUUUAAGUAAAAGAAAUGGUUUUAGUUAUUGUUAAGCAAUAACGGUCUAUCCUAGUUUGGAGAAAGGGAGGCUACGUUAUUGAAAGGCAAAAUGCCUUCACGUUGUAAGAUGAAUGAAUCAGAUCAGUAGGCAAUUUCAUUUUUUAGAAGCUGCCUUUUAAAUAGCUGUGUGAGAAAUAAGAAGUGGUUGGCAUGGACAGAUUAAAGUCUGUUAGUACAAAAAUAAGUGGAAGGCCCUGGCUCCAUAUUGGUGUUUAUUCUCCGGGAGUAAUUGUGAGGUUGACUUGCUUUGAGGGGAGAUAGAAGCCGCCGUUGUUUUGGCCGCACAAGCAGUGCUUCCCCAUAAGGCAGUGUGGGGGGUCGGGUCAUGCCAGCUUUCACGCCUUGGGGACUGGAUCUCAGAAAAACAGUGGUUUUUCUAUCCCUGGAAAUUCACAGAUACAAAGACCAACUUUGCCUGAUGGGAAGGCCACUUUUCAAUAAGCUUUGGGUGAGAGCAGAAACAUUCCAUUUGCUGGAUUGUUCUGGGAGAGAAUGCUAUGUAUUCAAACUGCCCAGGCAUAAACAUUGUAUUCUCAGGGCAAAUCUUCUUCCCUUUAUACAUAUAUUUAAAGGCCAUCUCCUGCAUAAGUAAUUCAGGUAGUUGUGAGAAUCAAAUUUCCAACUGAACUGUGCCUGAUUUGGCUUUUUAUUAUGUCAGAACAAGUAAAAUGUGCUAUCCCCUCCCAGCGAAUAAGCCCUUUGGUGUCUUGGCCAAGAGUGAAAAAUUUGGACUUCAGUGUUAACCACAGUACUUUAUAUUUUACUAAUUGCCUUUUUGUGUUGGCUGCUCACGUUUCCAGCAAGAAAUGCUAUCACUGUGGCUCUUUCUAAAAAUCCUUGUGUUUAACAGGCUUGUUAUUGAAAUUAGUCAUAGGAAACUAGUGAUUUGUUAAGGAGUCAUUUCUUGGAACACAGAAGGCCAUAGCAGCAGUGUUCAAGUUUGGGGGACAUACCUGGAAUCUAGGAAGUCUCGGGGUCAAAUGGAUGGAAAGUUCUUGCUAUGAAUAGAGUGGACUCUUCCCUGUGCUCCUGCAAUUGAACAAUCAACACGUUCUCCUGAGAUUCUAGUUUCAAGCCUUCCUUAUAGGAAACCUUGUUGCAAUGGAAUAGGAAACAGGGCAUGUCAGGUGGAGAGAUUCCUUUACCUUAAGAACCUUAGAUAGCUUUAAAAGUACACCAUGACCAUUUCCAUUGGAAUUAAAAUGAGAAAUAUUUUUAGGUGCCCUUGCAGCUUUCUGAGGACUCAAAUCAUCAAAAGUCAAGGACAACCCAAAGGAAGGGUGUCUGCAAAAUUGGGUACCAGGAAGUGUAGCUAGACUUCUAUUUCGUGCUUCUUACAGAAAAACUAGGAAUCUCUGUGACCUGUGGCGAAGAGGGCCGAUCCUGAGCAGCGCCUCACUGAAACAAGUAGCCUUACUUGUCAGAUGUAGCUGCUUUCUAGUGGCAUGCUGCUCUUCCAGUCUACAGAAUAGUUCUGUUCCAAAUUUGAUCCCCUUCCAAUCACCCACCUUCUUUCUUCCCUGACCUCCUCUCCCUCUCAGGGGUGAUUUCUACCUCUUCUCUUGGGUCCAGACGAGUUUUAGAGGAGUUCUCCAGUGUUCUCACAAGACGAAGGUGUUUCCUUUGGGAGCCUGAUCCCUGGCGGGCAGGCUGUGCAGACCCUCAGGCCGUGUUGUGCCAAGAACUCUGGGAGCCUUUCCUUUGCUUGAAUCUGUGUUCAUGACACAUGGGCAAUGUGUUCCUUUGAUGUUUGUUCUAAAAGUAGCUCUGCUGCUUCUCUUCAUGCAUUUUUAAAGUACUUACUGCAUUUUGGAAAGCAGUGCUCGUCAAAAACAAUUUUAGAAACCUAUUUUGAUUCUUUAAUAGUCAUCUCCCACUAAAACUGCCUUGUGAGGUUAGUUGCUGCUCUUCUAUUUCUCUGAAAUCUGAGUAUUCUCCAUGUUGUUACAUGGAAAUACUACAGGUGUUUUUAAAAGACUGGACAGUUCACCAAUACUGUGUAGGAAAUUACCUCCUCAACUGCCUAUUAGAAUGAAAUGUCAGCAGAUAUGUCAUCUGAUUAUAGUACUGCAGUUUUAUAUUAAUAAUUUGCAUACUUUAUCUAACCUGCACUCAUGUACAGAUUAUUAAAAGUUUUAAAAUGUAACUGAUUAAUCAGUAUUUGGUCAUUGUCUUGAUUUUUUUAAUUAAAAUGUAUAUUUCUAAUCAUAUUUUAUAAAGCUGAGAGAACUGGUCGAAUGAAUGUUUAUUUUCCUGAAGGUAUUUUUAAGAUAAAGCUUCUUAAUGGCGUGUAAAUUUUGCAUAUCUAUGUAGUUUGAUACAUGUUGUAUUUGAAAAAUCGUGUGUAUUGUAACUGGUUUUAUACAAAAUAUUGAA